Bacillus rossius redtenbacheri is the source of this 1257-nucleotide messenger RNA. RefSeq names its product balbiani ring protein 3-like. The coding region runs from base 29 to 883 and encodes 284 amino acids. Gene Ontology annotation, cellular component: membrane. Gene Ontology annotation, biological process: positive regulation of protein autophosphorylation; positive regulation of cell population proliferation. The transcript has 7 exons. Lineage: Eukaryota; Metazoa; Arthropoda; Insecta; Phasmatodea; Bacillidae. The record is from RefSeq and is a predicted model, not a curated record. Gene Ontology annotation, molecular function: growth factor receptor binding; growth factor activity.
ACCGGGCGCGCCGCGGCCAGUACUCAGCAUGUCGGCGUGGACUGUGGGUGUGUGUGCCGUGUGUCUGGCCGCAGCGCUGGCCUCGGACAUCGAGUUCCCGGCGGGCGACGGAGACAACCUCGAGAUCCCACUUGAUCUCAUGAGGAAACUCAGCACAUUGGAAAAUAUUACAGAAUUUCAGGAUUUUGUUGAUGCACAGUCUCAAGAAGAUUUUGGCACUGACAUUAUCAAUCGGUUUGGAGAAGAAAUUGAAAGAAAGGCGGCGACGGUGCCCAAGAACGCGGUGUGCGUCCCGGAGCUGCGAGUGGUGCAGCUGGUGGAGCGCAGAGACCCGUCGCUGCUGUACUUCCCGUCCUGCACGCGCGUGGAGCGGUGCGGGGGCUGCUGCUCCUCGGAGCUGCUCAGCUGCCAGCCCACGGACUCCGAGCUCGUCAACUACAUGGUGUACGUGUCGUCGCUCGGCAGCUCGGGCAAGUUCAAAGUGAAAGAGAAGAUAAUCGUCUCUGUGGAGAAGCACCUGGCGUGUCGGUGUGGCUGCACCGUCAAGGAAGAGGAUUGCAGCAAGCUGCAGCGCUACGAGGAGGACAACUGCCGCUGCUCCUGCAUCAACAGGGACGAGGAGAAGAAGUGUCGCUCCCAGAACACCACCAAGCUCUGGGACCCCAGCACCUGCGCAUGCACCUGCCGAGAGCUGCGCCAGUGCAGCUCCGGAUACUUCUACGACCAGAACACCUGCGCGUGCUCGGAAAUGAGGACCAGGCGUCGUCACGUGACGAGCGAGGACUCCCGACUGCUCGGAGGCCCCACCCCCCGGCCGGAGCCCCUGCCCGUGCUGCCCCUGCGCUCCACCGCUCCGGCCCACGACCAAGACACUCGCCCGUAGAGCAAGCCAUCGAGCGGUCCAGAACAUGACCGAUGAACAGAAGCACAUCUGUAGCAAUGUAACUGCAAUCACCAUGUAUAUAACUGUACUUAUGAUGCCAAACCUAAGCCACUGUAAGACGCAGUGAGGGAAAUUUCUGACAGCAAGUUCUAAUGUUGUUUAAAAAUUAGAAACGUACAUACAGAGGAGAGAUAAGAGCCUGUUAGUUUCUGCUAUGAGUUAUAUCCUGAAAUAAUAUGAAUUAUUCACAUUGUGCGAUGAACCCACCCUAAUGUAUCAAACAUUGUAAAAAAAAAAAUUAUGUGAACUUGUGUAAAUAUAUUAUUUAUUUAUUCGAAAUGUGUAAAUUUUUUGAACUAAAAACAUUGUAAUAC